AUGAUAGCUAUGAUAAAUUGCACCUUUCGCAAGAUAGUCGAACACAAGGAUGCUGAUGCAAGAUUAAAAGACUAUAGCUUAUCUCUCACCAAACAAUUUGAAACCGAGCAAAACAAGCAAAGAUUCAGAAAGGAAUACACGAAGCUGAUUAACGAACAACAAAUUGAGGAGAUGGAGAAAGAAGCAGAGAUUGAAGCUCGUCAGACAAGUCGCAUCUUGACUACAGUGGAGGCUAGAGUUUAUAGACAAACAAUGCAGCAAAAACUGGAUCAAAUGUUUGACGAGGAUGAGACUGAAGAAUCAGGAGAUUUACAGACAUUUGCUACCCCUGAUGACCAGACGUUUGCUACCCUCGAUGACCCGUUCGUCGAAGAGGAGGAGGAGUUCCCAACUCUGAAGGUUGUUAAAGAGAAAAACAUAUACAAGUACCAAGCACCAGCGCAGAAUAUUAUUUCACCUCACAAACCCAUCAUUCAAGCAAACGAUUUAGGUGUUCUGAAGAACUAUUUUGACAUCUGCAUUGGGACAAGUCAAGAUAAGGCUACCGAAGAAACCAAGCAAGAGUUUAUGAUGAAGAAGGCAAUUAUGGACCUCCCUGCUGAAUCAAGUGCUUUUACUGAAUUUGUCCAGUACACCCUGAUUGAUUUCACUUUGAAUCUACUGAAACCAGGUAGUUUUAAUGGAAAAAGCGACGAACGCAGCAUCUUUUGUGAAGUAUAUAUCCCAAUAUUCAAAGCUUUUGGCAACUGCCUUAGUGCAUUGAACUAUACAUGGUGUGAAAAAAAAGCAAAGGAUGCUGAUUUCGUCUGGCUUGUGUCAAAUGAUUUUUCCAGGGAAAAGAAAGAUAAUCUGAAACUACUUGAUGGCGUUGGCACCUUGGUGAAAGUUGACAGUACAUACCUAGUAAUGGAAAGCAGCGGUUUUAGCAAUGACAAGAUGGUCCCUCAUUCCCUCAACGAUACUCUCAAGAAUAUCAAGAAUGGCCAUGACAAUUUAAAGUAUUUGUUUAGUCAGUACCGAAACGCCUCUUUUGAUACCAUCAAGAAGGUGAACAUUUUCUCCUGCCAAAUCAUUGAGGACAAGGUCACUCUGAUAAAAUACGCUGUCAAAUGUCGAACAACUUGGAAAGUCGUUGAAUGCCGUUCAGCUUCAGCGCCACUCACUAUUGAAAACAGCUUCGAUUAUAUGAGAGUUUUUGAACUCUUCGCAUACAUGUUGGAUGAUAUUCAAAAACAACAAUCUGUCUUCAAACAGCUGAAACUGGUGAACUUGGGCCUAGUGCCUGUGCCCGAACACGAAACUGUAGCCCAUUGCCUGUUGUAA
This is a messenger RNA of Mucor velutinosus, 1323 nucleotides long. RefSeq lists its product as uncharacterized. The transcript is spliced from 6 exons. Lineage: Eukaryota; Fungi; Mucoromycota; Mucoromycetes; Mucorales; Mucoraceae. Bases 1 to 1323 code for a protein of 440 amino acids. The record is from RefSeq and is a predicted model, not a curated record.